Messenger RNA from Blepharisma stoltei, 321 nucleotides. Lineage: Eukaryota; Ciliophora; Heterotrichea; Heterotrichida; Blepharismidae. The record is from the annotation of a GenBank genome assembly.
AUGGCUCCUUUUAACUUUGAUAAGUUUCUUUACGUUAAGACCUGCACUAUAAAUUCAAAAGAGUAUAACAAUCCUCCUGCUCAAAGCUCAUCUGAAAUUUGGGAGCCAAGCUCAAUGCAAAGUGAAAAUGUUAGCAGUCCUGAAUUUCUUCAUCAAAUAAAAAGAAAGAUUGAGUCCCUAAUCGAUUUUGAUUACGCUGACCAUGCAGAUAGAGUCCUGAGCCAUGAAAGAGCCUAUCAAAAUAAUUUGGCUAUGAAUGUCGAUGAAGUUGCUAUUAAAAAAUCAAAAAGCACAAAGGAAAAUUUUAAAAUCAAGCUUUAA